Vespa mandarinia (Asian giant hornet) is the source of this 1969-nucleotide messenger RNA. RefSeq names its product alpha-tocopherol transfer protein. Gene Ontology annotation, cellular component: membrane. Gene Ontology annotation, molecular function: phosphatidylinositol bisphosphate binding. Lineage: Eukaryota; Metazoa; Arthropoda; Insecta; Hymenoptera; Vespidae. The record is from RefSeq and is a predicted model, not a curated record.
UACUUCUAUUUUUCACAUGUAACGCUUAGAUGAGACGUAAAAAACUUUUAUUUUCAUUAAAAUCAUUCAAGUCGUUGGACUCUGAUCUGCAAGAUAAAAGAUGACAGAGCCGACUUCGUUACUUUUUAUUUUUUCUUUUACGUUAUUACUACAAAAAUUAUAUCGCGGUGUGAAAUGAGCUUAAACCUUGCGAAUCGGCAGAAAGGAGGAAAAGAGAAGGAGACUAACGACGAGAAGAAUCUUAAGAAAGAGGAUAAAAGGGAGGAAAAAGAAGAAGAAAAGAAGGACGGUGUCCACAAUUUGUGUCAUCAACGUUUGAACAAAUUCGACGAAAGGAAGGACGAGGAACGACGGGAGUGCGUUAAUGAGAGAGAAGAUUCGAGGGCUUCCAAGAUGCCGGAACUCAAGGACGAGCUAAUAGAGCCCGACGACGAGAUCGUUAACCUCGAUCUCGAUGAACCACCCCCUGAUGUUAUAGAGUAUGCUAGGAGAGAAGUUGGCGAGACGGACGAGGUCAAAUGUCAAACCUUGCAAGAAUUACGCGACUUGAUUUACGAACAAGGUGAAUGCAUACCGCAUAGAAUGGAUGAUGAUUUUCUGAUAAGAUUUCUCCGUGCAAGACAUUUCGACGUAAAUCGUGCUCAUCGACUGGUAGUGAAUUACUACAACUUCAAGGAAGAACAUCCAGAGAUACAUCAGGAUGUAUGUCCAAACGAGAUGUGUCAUAUAGGCGAGGACUAUGUAGUUACUGUACCGGCUUAUAGAACUGAAUGUGGCAGACGGAUGAUGAUUUAUCGUAUGGGUAAUUGGGAUCCUCGAAAGUACCCUGUCGAAGAGAUUUUCAAGGCUACAGUUAUUAUACUCGAGCUAGGUAUUCUCGAGCCAAGAGCUCAAAUCUUAGGUGGCAUCGUCGUUUUUGAUCUCAAGGAUAUUACUAUGUCGCAUGUUUGGACGGUAACACCGCAGGUUGCUAAUAUGGUCAUGGCUCUGAUGGUAACGGCCUUUCCCAUAAAGACAUACGCAAUUCAUAUACUUCAUCAAUCCUGGAUAUUCGAAGCGAUUUAUGCUGUUUUCAAGCCACUUUUAAAUACUCGAAUGAAGAACAGAAUCUUCUUUCAUGGCGACGACAUGCAGAGCUUUCAUAAACACAUUUCACCUAAUUACUUGCCCAAGAUGUAUGGUGGGACUCGCGAAGAAGUACCUUAUUACAAGUGGAUUGAGUCAUUGAUAAAAGUACCGAAAAUUGUUAAAGAAAUGGAGCAGCUAGGAUACGUAAUACCGAAAGAUUUUCAAAUACCGAAGAGCUGAAGAUUGAUUCCGAAGGCAUUUAACGAUUCUGCAGUAUCAUUAUUCUCAUUGAUUUUUCCUCUUUAUUCUCACAUUAUAAUCGUUGUAUCAUUAAUUAAUUUACGAGAUAGCUCUUGAUUAAUAUUAGCUAUUAAAGCACAUGGUAUGAAUUUUAUAAAAUUUCGUAUUGUUCCAAAUUUUUAUUUCAAAGCGAAAUGCUAUUUAGGUCAAUCCGUUUAAUUAUAUUCGAUAUAUUUCUUCCGUAUCAUUAUAUCCUAAUUAACAAUAUCGAUAAUAUUAUGAAAUAUUCUAUAGAUAUUGCUGAACUUAUGUACACCCAAUUACUUAAAUAUAGGCUCAAACAAUUAUUUUUCUACCAAAGUAGAAAAAAAAAGGGAGAAAAGAAAAACAAAGAAUCUACUGACCCCGGUAGGAAAGAGCCGAAUAAGAGAAUCACACUGAGUUGAAGAAAAAAAAGAAAUAUUUAGACAAAAGCGAGUACAUAUGUAGGUACAUAGGUAUAUGGUCGAGGAAAAGCGAUAAGAGGAUUUUGCGAGUGGAGAUAAAUAGGUCAUUUGGCAAGAACGGCAGAUAACCGGUAAAUUCGAGUUACCGAUUAGCAUCUAAUCUCAAUCCAUGUAGAUACGUAUUCAAUACACAUGAUAUUCUAAUAACAAUUAAA